AUGGCUGCCACUAACAGCUUUUACACUUCCUCUCCCACCGUAUUCAUGCAGCCUGCCUCGUCAGAUCAAUAUUUCGCCAGCAGCCAUUAUGUUGAUCAGAAUGGUCAAGCAAUACGCCCAUCCGAACCGUCAUCCAGUACUCAUACCAGUCGCUCUGCCACACUCACAUCAACAACACCUCUAGCUGAGACCCCUGGGUCUAUAGCCGGGAAAAAGCGAUCUCGUGGCGACAAUCCCGAUGGCGAAGACGAUGCGCAAUCGCUACUACCAGAACAAAGCGAUGUGCGAAGCGUCUUCGAAUUGGGCCACAUCAAAAGACCCUCAAUCGCGAGUCGCAAAUCGCAACGAGUCGACUCGGACGCAUCAAGUAACGAUCAUCUCGCGCAGCUCGUGCUCCCGGCACAAAUGCGCGACGUCACGACCGAGCCGCUGGUCGACAAAGCAACGCGCGAGCUCGGCGUAAGCUGGGCGCGCAUGGACUCCUCCGAGGCGCGUCAGAUCAGCCAGGCUGCAUAUACCAAAUGGAUCCAGAAUCAUUACUCUAACCUUAAGGAUGUCGCUAUCUGGUUCGAGUAUGGCAGCGAGGAAAUCCCGGCGUACCUCGUCAGGGCUCUGAACGCAUACAAUGGUCAACAGGAAUUUUACAUCUUUUCCAAUGACCUUACCGAGGCAAGGCUCGUUACCCGAGAGCCAGAGGACUUGAUCUCGCGCCUCAGCAUGAUGCCUGCGCUUCAUUUGGCUGCGCCAGGAGGUCAGAUUCAUGCGAAGCUUGACACGGCUGGUGGCGCUGAGGACUCGGUCACGUCCUCACCCUACAGUGCCUCCAAGGUGGAGGAGUACUCGUCUUUCUGCGCGGCUCAUGCUAUGGAGAUGGACUGA
Messenger RNA from Dissoconium aciculare CBS 342.82, 879 nucleotides. RefSeq lists its product as uncharacterized. The coding region runs from base 1 to 879 and encodes 292 amino acids. The record is from RefSeq and is a predicted model, not a curated record. The transcript has a single exon. Lineage: Eukaryota; Fungi; Ascomycota; Dothideomycetes; Mycosphaerellales; Dissoconiaceae.